This is a messenger RNA of Cucurbitaria berberidis CBS 394.84, 1620 nucleotides long. RefSeq names its product aureobasidin resistance protein Aur1. The transcript has 3 exons. Gene Ontology annotation, biological process: sphingolipid biosynthetic process; inositol phosphoceramide metabolic process. The record is from RefSeq and is a predicted model, not a curated record. Lineage: Eukaryota; Fungi; Ascomycota; Dothideomycetes; Pleosporales; Cucurbitariaceae. The coding region runs from base 1 to 1620 and encodes 539 amino acids. Gene Ontology annotation, molecular function: inositol phosphoceramide synthase activity. Gene Ontology annotation, cellular component: inositol phosphoceramide synthase complex.
AUGGCGAUAGCCAUCACUCUCAGUAUGUUCAACUACUGCUUGUAUGUUGCCAUGGGAGGCUUGGUCCUUGGACGCUCGUAUGAUGAUGAUGCCCAGAUGCACAUUCACAAAUGCAGUCUACCCACAGCCGUCACUCUCUCCCAACCCUCUCAUCCGCCAACGAGCCCAGCAGCCCUUGGUCGCGUGUGUCGCCGCUUCCUCAAGUCCCUCUCCCCUGCGCCACACGCCUCCCCCGAGCCCCCCGACCAUCAAUCCACCACCACGACCACCACCAUGGCGAGCAAAAGCUACCUCGCAUUUCUCGACAACCACGCCGCUACCGACAUGCUCGCGCGAUCAAAGGUCCCGGGCCUCUCUGCCCUGCCCAGCUUUAUCCCCCACCGCGUCCGCAGAAAAUGGAGAGCCACAAAGUCGCGCAUACGCAGUCGCCAGACGCCAACCUCGUCCAUCGCCUCGCUCUCCAUGUCCUUUUCCCCCUCGGACACGCUGCGCAGCCUGCGCACCCACCCGUGGUCCAUAUAUGACGCACAGUACUUGUUUCUGGCCAUUGUCGCCAUCUUCUCCCUCUCUGUCAGCGAGGCCCCGGGGCCCUUUGCCAAGACGUUUAUUGCGACGCUGCUCAUGACGGGCUUGUGUUUACCCAUAACGAGACAAUUCCUCCUCCCAUUGCUCCCCACGCUUACCUGGCUACUUCUAUUCUCAGGGGCCAAGUAUAUUUCCCCCGACUACCGACCGGCAAUCUGGGUCCGCGUUCUGCCCGCCCUGGAAAACAUCCUCUACGGCGCCAAUCUAAGCAAUAUCUUGUCUGCACACAAGCACACUGUUCUGGAUCUCCUCGCGUGGAUCCCAUACGGAGUCGUACACUAUGUGUCUCCAGUAGUGGUCUGCGGAUGCAUGUUCAUCUGGGGCCCGCCUGGCACCCUCCCUGUCUUUGCACGCGCAUUCGGAUACAUGAACAUCAUUGCCGUGCUCAUCCAGAUCCUUUUCCCAUGCUCUCCACCUUGGUACGAGAAUACAUACGGACUAGCAGCAGCAAACUACUCGAUUCAGGGAGAUGCUGCGGGAUUGAAGGCGAUUGAUAAGCUAUUCGGUUUCGACAUGUACACCUCAACCUUCCUAGCAUCGCCUAUGGUUUUCGGUGCUUUCCCAUCGUUGCACUCUGGAUGGGCAACCAUGGAGACGCUCUUCAUGGGCCAUGUCUUUCCCAAGCUUUUCCCGGUGUACGUUUUCUACACCAUGUGGCUGUGGUGGUCGACCAUGUAUUUCUCCCACCAUUACGCUGUAGAUCUGGUUGCGGGAAGUCUACUUGCCGGGAUUUGCUUCUUCUUCGGCCGCGCCAAUUUCCUACCCCGCCCCCAGUCUGAUAAGGAGUUCCGCUGGGACUACGACUACGUUGAGAUUGGCGACCCUCUAGACGGUGCCGGCUAUAGCAUGCUCGAUAUCUACGAGGAGUUCCAGCCUCACUCCGAUUCCGACGACUGGGCCAGCGGAUCCUCCUCGUCCUACUCAACUGGUGGCAGAAGCCCCUUGGGCGCACGUUCUCCUACCGACGACGCUCAGAGCCUCUGGGACGGCGACACAGUUGCUUCCGAUACCGAGCUCUCCUCGCGAAAGGACUGA